AUGUUCUGCUCGAGCUGUGGAUGUGCGUUGGAAGAAGGGGACAAUUUUUGCUCCAAGUGUGGUGCAGGUAAGUGUAUACAAGCCUUUCAUACCGUAAUUUACAGACUUAAGCAGCUACACCUAUACAGCGGUGAUUCCCUCGUCUGUUGCAGGGCUCGACGUUGCGACCCGUGGGGUCGCCAAUGCGCCCAGCUUUUACUCAGUGGCGACCAAAUUUUCACCCCUGGUCGCCAACCUGGCCCCCAAGAUAGGUGACUAUCUUCUUUGGGAAAACGUACACUAACGAUAAUCCGUUAUCCUUCACACAACUAAAUCCAUUAAUUCUUAAAUAUAAUUUUGGCAACCAGAAUACUUGUUCUGGCGACAAAAAUGAAAACUUGGGGGCCAGCUGGCCCCAAGAUUUUUUUCUGAAAGUCGAGCACUGUGUUGACUCACUUUGGAUAGGGGAUAGUCGUGGAAUGAAAAUAUAAAUGAAAUGUAUCCUUAUGUUUAAAAGCGCAACCAUGCAGAUGCGAUUUUUAUAAUAGAGGAUUGCACAAGUCACAAUUUUGAUACACAUUAGUGGUCAUUUCAAUGGGGGCAUAGACUGUUCACAGUCCUCUAUUUUCCUGUAAGAUCGUCGCGAUUGCGAUUGUUUAUACGAGUAGCCGCCAUCUUGUUUUUUAGGCGAACGCGUCCUCUAAACACUUAGGUGGACGGGCGUCAGGAAGGGUGGGGGUGGGGGUGGGAGACGGCCGCUCGUAACAUUCGCGACAAUCUUACGGGAAAAUAGAGGACUGUGAACAGUGUAAUGCAAAAACCAAUAAAUCACAAGCUUUUAAGAGCUUUGUCCUAUCCUAUCAAUGGGCUAUUGCAUUAUCUUUGUUUGUAACUAUGUGUUUAUUGCAUAAAAUUAUUCUAGGUCGGUGCAGCACUGCCACAACUCCAGGAAAUUCAGGUACAAUUGCACUGAACAUUUUUAUAGUAAUUAUUGCUAUUGUAAUUGAUUGAUUUGCUGAUUUGAAUUCCUGUUAGAUGCAGUAGACUUAGAUGUAUAUGAUUGAUCAAAUUAUAAAAUAAUAUAUUGUACAGUUCCAGAAAAUCCAUAACCACCCCAUUGAAGGUCUCGGAUAUUCCUAGGGGAGGGGGUUUUAAGCCCCAAAAUUUUAGAAGAAAAGUAUGAUGCUAAAGUGGAAUUUCCUGGGGGGUGCAAAACAAAAACCUUCCGUGGGGGGAGUAUGGUUAUUUUCUGGAAAUGCACAUUCUAUUGUAAUAAAGGAAUACUGGAACUUUUAUAGUGAUCUUUUAGACUUAAUAUUUUCUUAAUAAUUAUUUUUCCAUUAGCUCAUUCUUCCCAAGAGCAAUCUAAUGAACUGCGUGCAACGGGUAAGUUAUUUAUAUUGUGUAUAAUUAGCCAUAAUUUUUUUCAUAAUACCGAUUGUAAUAACCAGCCAUGGGUAAUGUUAAAAACACACUACCAGUACCGGUAAUUUGUUUACACUGAAAUACAAUUAACACAACUCAUGAUCCCUUGUUAUGCACAAAUUAUUAUCAGUCACACAAUCAGUCACACCAUAUAUACAAUGCUCUAAAUGACCAAUGACCAAUGAGCAAUGGUGAGUGGUAAACCUAACAAAAUGCUGAAUUAUGGUGAUGCUUCUUGUCACUUCAUGCUACACAACAGUUGCCAAGUGCUACUGUAUGAAUCAUCAGAUGCUGUAACCAGGAUAAAAUUGUCACAAGUCUGAAUUUUAGAGGACCAGAGAUUUUAUGUUAUAACUUUGUGAAUAUUAUUACUCUCUUUGUCACUAUAUCACAUUUGCUACCUUCAAUUAAUCACUUAGGGAGUAAUGAGUAUUGUCAUCUUUACUCUUAGGCCAUUCAUCCACAUCAUGCGCUUCAACUUGUCACGUGAAAUCUUUCAAUAUGUUCAAAAAACUGAAAGGCCAACAGUGGAAAUCCAUUGUAAGCAAAAAGGCUGGAAGUGCAAGUGACAAAGAGAUAGAAGUGCAGAUCAACAUUGGGCUCAUGGUAUGGAGUGACAAGAACGUGUGUAUCAAACCAAAGAGAGGCAAGCGUCUUGCUUUGAGAGUGUCCAACAAAGCCACCUACAAAGUCAUCCUGCAGAAAGCUGUGGAAAAGUGGAGAGCCUUUAACAGCGACCUCUAUGAUGAGAACAAAGACUACAUUCUUCUACUUGAAAAUGGUGAAGAAGCCCAGUUUCUUCCAGGUUCAUCUGCCAGUAAAGAGUUUUUUUCCCUCAAACGAUACAAAGAAGAAACUGGAAAGGACUACAACAAAAUUGUGUUGUACCUAUGCAAGCUUAGUGACUUUCACUUUGACCUAAAUAGUGAAUCAGAUAGAGAUACUGAUGAGCUGGUUGAGGAGCCAGAGAAGAAGCGACUGAAAAGCUUGACAACUGAUGAAGAGCCUGAUGCAUCUGCUGUGUUUGCUAGUGAUGAGAAAAUUGCAAUUGAGUUACAAAGGGAGUUUGACAAUGAGUUAUCCAUUGACAUGAUUGACGCUGUCGAGAACAUGGAGGAUGGGAAAGAUGACAACAUGUCAAUGGGUACUAUCCAUCAAGAUAUUUCAAGUGUAAUUAAGUCCCUGUCUCAAAAGGUUGACCAAGAUGGUCAGUUUUUAUUGUUUCUAGAAGAGGGUCCCCAUUUCCUAGAGUUUUGUCCCUGUGGCAAAGAGAAGCCAACAGAUCGUCUCCUGAAAAAGUGCUAA
Molecule: messenger RNA, 2709 nt
Organism: Porites lobata
Lineage: Eukaryota; Metazoa; Cnidaria; Anthozoa; Scleractinia; Poritidae
Source: the annotation of a GenBank genome assembly